Molecule: messenger RNA, 2230 nt
Organism: Anarrhichthys ocellatus (wolf-eel)
Lineage: Eukaryota; Metazoa; Chordata; Actinopteri; Perciformes; Anarhichadidae
Product: cortexin-3
Exons: 2
Coding region: 374-625 (83 amino acids)
Source: RefSeq, a predicted model, not a curated record
GGGUACCCCACUACAUCCCUGCGUGUCUGCGACGAGGAGACAAAAACAAGGGGAGCAGCAGAGCAGAGGGUGAGGUCUGCUCAGUCAGCAAACUGGAACAGAAGCACCACUGCGAGGCUUCUUUGGAGGUUCUUCUUUAGUUUUGUUCGUUCUGACCAGAAGUGAGGAGCCCUGCGGUCUGCAGAGGACCAGCGCGCGGGAGUGAUUUGGAGGCUGAAAACAGAAACGUCGGAUCUGAACAGGAUGGAGAGCCGCCGCUGACGGAGAUUCCCGAGCUCUCCCCUCCUCACACACCAACAGGUCCACCGAGCCCAUCUUCACCUCCAAAAUCUUUACUCAACCAACAAAAGAGCUGGAGCCGAGACGGUCAAGCAUGGAUGUGCCCAGGAUGGCCGAGGGCCUCUUCAGCAGCACGCUGUCCUCGUCAGGCGGUGGCCAUCACGUGCCUUCCUACCUGACGCUGGAGCAGAAGGCGGCCUUCGUCUUCGUGCUGCUGCUCUUCAUCUUCCUGGCCCUGCUCAUAGUGCGCUGCUUCCGCAUCCUGCUGGACCCCUACCGCAGCAUGCCCUCGUCCAACUGGACAGACCACACCGAGAAGGACACGUUCGAUUACCGCAUCGUCUGAGGAGCCCUGAUUAAUUACAACAUACAAAUAAAUAAGUAAAAGGCUGAUUCUGAUGCUCAAACAACAAAUGUCUGCAGAUUCACCAGGAAAACAACAGCUUUCAGAAAAUCCUCUGAAAGUUCAGAGUUUCGACGGCGGAUUGUCGUCGAGAUGAGCGCUAACCAGAGUUCAACAGCUUCUCCCUGCCAAAUCUGAAAAUUACUAACAAGACAACCAGAACUAUGCUAUGAAGAUUACGGAUCAAACCCCCAUAACUGCCGUUCCCUCCCAUCAGUUCUCCAGUGGACUACCUCGUUCCUCCUCCAUCUCAUGUGCGGAAGACUUGGUGUUUUCUCACGUCUCACACAGGGUCAAAUAUCUUUUAGAGGUCCAAGCCAGUUGGAUACUAACAGUGUUUACACCUUAUCAUCUUUACGUCCUUAGAUUUGUAUUGAUAAUGUAGACAAUCAGUGUUAAAAAACAAAAACCGCGUGGAUAGUCGAGGUUGUUGAGGUAUUUAGUUUUUUGUCUUAAUUUGUGGACGGACGCAAGAGGUCCCACAGACUUUGUAUGACUGAUGUAAUUCAGGCGAAGAGUAAUUUUAAUGCCUUAUGUCUUUGUAGGAUAUUCCGUGGUGGUUGUUACCUUCUAGACAGUUGGAUAAGACUAGUUUUUAGGGUCCUAAAGCAGGUUAAAUAAUCACAAAGAAGGAAACUGUCAUGGAAGAGUUCUCCCUUUAAUGUUUAAGGUUUGGACAGAUAAGUGCCAGCAGUGAGGGACGACAAGUGUUCUGUGUGUGCGAUGAAAAAAAAGGGCCCUUCGGUGUCCACGUCCUUUCGAUGUCAACAACCAAAAGAGGUAUUGAAGAAAAAAAAAAAACGUUUACUGUGCUGUACCGUGUGCCUAAUUUAGAAAAAAAAAAAAAAAUUUUAGAUUGAUGUUUUAGGAAGAAGAAUUUUUGGUCUUUCAAUGUGUUUGUGUUUUUGUUUUUUGCGUAGUGCUCAUUUGGAUACACUUAAACAGCAUUUAACUGCCUGCAGUUGGUAUAUUGACAGUUGGUAUGCCAGAUCUGCAGAGUGUCGAUGAUGAAGAUGACGAUGCGUUUUCACGUCAAACCCUUUACUAACUGAUGUUUGUGGCUCUUUCGUUGGCCAAUUUGUUUCAACUGUGCGCCUUAUAGUGUAGAUUGUUUACAGUAUCGUCAGUGUUGCGGAGACGCUGGAAAUCAGCCGGUCUUUGCACUUCACGGAGAUGUCAUACAAACCCGCAAAAAAAAAAAAGAAGAAAACAUGUUAACCUGCUCUUGUUGUGGCCGGGACAGGAAGUGAAAUCUGCCCCUGUCGAUGACGUGUGAUGUUCUUGUGAUCUGCUGUGGCCUUUUCCUACCUAUCGCAGAUGUUGCGAUGUUGUGCAGAGGUGAUGUGUCGUCCCCCCCGCAUGUAUUUCUUGCAGAGUAUCCCCUCCUUGCAUGAUAAAUGGUGAAGUGCUUUAAUCCUGAUGUUGUAGCUGUGGGUCAGUUGCUCAAGCAGCUAUUUUCCUGUCUGUACUGGAGCCGUUUUUGUUUCAAUCUGUUCUCCUCCUGGAGCCGCCGUUCUUUUUUCUAAUAAAAAUGAUCAGAGAGCAAAA